Clunio marinus is the source of this 803-nucleotide messenger RNA. Lineage: Eukaryota; Metazoa; Arthropoda; Insecta; Diptera; Chironomidae. The record is from the annotation of a GenBank genome assembly.
AAUUGUAGUUCAGGUUCUGGAGAAGUUAAGUCUUGUUUCAUUGCCAAGAAUGAAGAUAAUAUUCCAGAUAUCUAUAUUUGCUUUCCUUUUUGCAAUUUGCAAUGCAAGUCACAACAUAAAAUGUGAACCAGUGACAGAACCCGGAGAUAGUAGCUCUGAUCAAGAAACACCAGAUGAUAGAUCCGAAGAAACGCCUGAUGAAUCAUCCGAAGACACGCCUGAUGAAUCUAGAUGCCCAGAUAAGUGUUACGAACGAGAUUCAAAGAUUAAGGAAAAAAUUGAAGAAAUAAUAAGGUGUAUCAGGGAAUUGUGGAGACUCUGGAAGGAAUAUUUGGGAGCUAGUAUAUAUGAAAGAUUCCGUGAUUGGUGGAGUAAUUUGAAACUUCCUCUCGGAGAUGAUGUAUUUGUACCUGAUGAUGAUGAAUUAGAUCCUCAAGACGAAAAACUUGAAAGAAUUUUGGAGAUAAUUGAGAAAAUUAAAAAGUGCAUACAAGAAAUAUGGAAAUACAUAGAAGAUUCUGGCUGGCUAGAUGGAAACUGCCACCCUUGUCCACCCUUCGCCCCUGAACCUUUUGAAGGCGAUGACUCUCAUGAUAUUUGGUUCAUAUUUUUGCAGAUUGCCGCAGGCCCGUUGAGAUGGUUUAUUCCCAUACUUCCUUUCCCCCUGCCUCCCAUUCUUCCCUUCCCAUGGCCAAGGAUUGGCCAUUAAGUACUGAAACAGUACUUGAAACUUUCUAAGAAAUACAUUUCCUUUAUACUUAUGCUGACGUGCGACAAUAAAGUCAUUAAAAUCAAAAUAACAA